This is a messenger RNA of Elaeis guineensis (African oil palm), 1791 nucleotides long. RefSeq lists its product as uncharacterized. Lineage: Eukaryota; Viridiplantae; Streptophyta; Magnoliopsida; Arecales; Arecaceae. The record is from RefSeq and is a predicted model, not a curated record.
CUCUACCUCCUCCUCCUCACGGCCCCAGCACCACCCCUUCCACCUCCACCACCGCCGCCGCCGUCGCCGCUGCCAUCACCUCCUCUCCCCCAGCUGCCGUUGUUCUCCCCCUAAUCUUCACUCUCAUUUCGCUGCUCUAUGUUUUAAUUUUCUAGAGCGAUCAUCCACUCCCACCAAAUCGCGUCGGCAGGAUAAUACUCCCUUUCGUUUAAAAGAAGGAAAAAGAAAAGCCUUUCCAUCAAAACAGAAGUCGAUUGGAGGAGCUACUCUUAUUAUCAUAUUAACAAGCAAGAGAGGAAGCGUGGAAGAGAGACGUAAAUUCUUCUUGGUGGGAACAAGGAUUAGCUCCAAUGACGAGGAGCGACGGCGGAGGGAGCGGGAAUGGGGGUCUGAAGAAGGGGCCGUGGACGGCGGCGGAAGACGCGAUCCUGAUGGAGUACGUGCGGAAGCAGGGAGAGGGCAACUGGAACGCCGUCCAGAAGAACACCGGGCUGGCCCGCUGUGGAAAGAGCUGCCGUCUCCGCUGGGCCAACCACCUCCGCCCCAACCUCAAGAAGGGAGCCUUCUCCCCUGACGAGGAGCUCCUCAUCCUCCGCCUCCACGCCCAGCUCGGCAACAAAUGGGCCCGCAUGGCCGCCCACUUGCCGGGAAGGACCGAUAAUGAGAUCAAGAACUACUGGAACACGAGGAUCAAGCGGCGGCAGCGCGCCGGUCUCCCACUCUACCCUCCAGAUGUCCAGCGCGAGUUGGCCUUCAAACGGCAACGCCUCCACCACAACCACCCACCCUCCACCAACCCCCCUGCUCCCCUACUCACUAACAACACCACCAUUACCCAUUUCUCGAGCACCUCGUCUUCACUAUUGGAUCCCACUGGCUACUUCUCGACACCGAUGCUGACAACUUUUAAUGCACCGUUGCCACUUCCAGGCCACCACCUUCACUUUCCCUCGAGUGGUAUGUUUCAUACUCAGCAGCAGCAGCAGCAACAGAUGGAAUUUAAUUUGGGGAGUUUUGGCUUGAACUCACUUCCGCUGCCGCCACCCGUUUUCCCGAACAAAAUGGAGCUUCCAUCGACCCAAAUGUUCACAGCGCUGCCUUUCAGUGGAGGCCUUCUGGAUACCCUCUUGCAGGAGGUGCAGCCUGGUGGCCAUUUGCAGAGCAAUGGGCUGCUGCCGGAACUGGUUUCCGGCGACCAGGACGUGAAAUUGAGCCACCUUUGUGGUGGUGGUGUUGGUGGUGAAGGCGGUGGCAGCAGAGGAGUUACUUUGCCGCAGGAUGGACUCAUGGAGUCUGCUGUCAAGUGGACUGAUUCGAACUGGUCCAUUGGAACUCAGAUGAAGAAAGAACCAACAGAAAAUGAUACUAGUCCUGUGGAGGAGGACAUAUCUCAACUUCUCAAUAUGAUCCCAACUGUGAAUGCAGCAGCAGCAACACCGGUCUCUGAAUGGUAUAAAAGUGAUAGUGGAGAGAUCUCAAAUGGGCACUCAUCAGUUGUCACUGAAGAACACAUUGGGCUCGAGAUGCAGCAACUGGUUUCGUCGCUCUCAAAUCCCCCAGAGGGCCCAGAUUUGAGCAUCAGGUCCUACCCCUGGAGCAACAUGCCAGGGAUUUGUUGAUACUCAAACAGUAAUAUAGUGUAAGGACUUUGCUUUCUUUGUGAAGGUGGUUGGGUACCUCGAGUUCUCUGAGCUUAUUAUUUGUGAAAGAGGUUACAUUGGCUAUGUAAUUUUAUGAAAUUUGAUCUACCGAACACUUCUAAUGUACUUCAUUCUUUCUGUUUUUGUGUAA